Lymnaea stagnalis (great pond snail) is the source of this 12747-nucleotide messenger RNA. The record is from the annotation of a GenBank genome assembly. Lineage: Eukaryota; Metazoa; Mollusca; Gastropoda; Lymnaeidae.
AGCUAAUAUCUGAGAUUCAAAAUGGCGUCAGACGCUGAUGAAAGCUCUGUUAUCUUACAGUGGUAUGGAUACAUAUAAAAUCCUUUGUGUUAAAGAAGAGGCUUAUUUUUUAGGCCUAACGUGUUAUGAUCAUGUAAACAAAACUUAAACCUCUCUCAGUGACUGUGUAGUCUUGUCCAUGCGAAAUUUAAUUAUAAGUCAAUACUUGAACAACAUUCAAUCAUUGUUGAAUUUUUCAUGAUUAUGAUUAUGAUUGUCAUUGAUUUGAACAUGGCACUUUUUAAUUUCAAAGAUUAUUAGACCCUCUCUAUAUUAAGUUAAGUAAUUAAAUUAAAGAGUGAAAGUGACUAACACAUUUAAACUUCUCAGUUUAAGUAUCACAAGUUAUUAUUGUCACUUGCUUUGCGACAAGUUCAAUUUGCAUUUUUAAUGACUGAGAUUGAUGUUUCACUAUUUUUAGACUAUUACAAAAAUAAUAUGUCCUAGUACCUAGGCCUAUACUAUGACUAUGCACUGUGGCAAUAAUAUGGCAUGAUGUGAUUGGUGAUCAGUGAUAGUUUCAAAUCUCCCAGGUCCCCAUAUUCAAAAGUUUUCAAAUUUUAGCUCUGUGUUUAAUUUUAAUUAUUUGAUGUAACUUUUUUUCUCUCGUUUUCGAAUUUUGUCUUGAAAUUGGUGGGAGGGUAACUGAAGUAAUCUAAAUCAUGUGCACAUCUUGUGAUAACUUUGCUAGUAAAAUACUAAUAAUAGUGAAUGUGCAGUUUAUUUGAGUUAUCUUGAUUUUGUGUUUAUUAAUUUUCUAUUUACGAAGUGUCACACGUCCGGCGCGCCGGACGUGUAGUGCGCAAGAUAUACGUCCGGCGGCUUGUCACGUGACCGCCGGACAUGGCCGGACGGCUAGUAGUUUUUAUAAUUCCAAACGAAGUACGGUUUAUUACAUCUUGUCUGGUCUUGUGCUAGAGUGGUUGCUUGACGAUAGGAAGGUUUGAGGAUCUAUACCGGGGAUAGGGUCGUUUUUUUUCUUCCCAUUUUAAUUAAAAUAUUUUGUAUAUAUUUAUAUUAUCAUGUUCCUCAGCAACAGUAGUUUCAUGAGAAGUUUUUAAAUAUUUUGUAGCAAUUGAAAUAAUUUAAAAUGAAAUCUUAUCAUGUUCCUCAGCAACAGUAGUUUCAUGAGAAGUUUUUAAAUAUUUUGUAGCAAUUGAAAUAAUUUAAAAUGAAAUCUUUUACUUUAACUUUUAUUGGUUGCCUACGCCUACUCCACACUGGCCCAUAAUUUAUUUUAUGGAUUACUGGUACACAAACUCAAAUAACAAACUAAACAAAAAUGUUUUCUAUUAUUUGCAUUCAAGAUACUCAGUACAUUACUUGGUAGAGAAAUAGAUUUUAAAAUUAACAAUAGUUUUGAAUUAUUCGCAGUCACGUGACAAGGCUGACCGACAAGAUAUCUCUCGCCACUUUGUUACGGCGGUCAUGUGACUUGGUCGCCAGACACAUAGUGCGGGAGAUAGACGUCCGGCGCGCCGGACGUGUAGACACUGCCUUCUAUUUAUUUGUGGGAAAGGGGAAUAAUUUGUAAAUCCCUGAGCUUAAACAGACUUUUUUAAUGUUUUGAGUUCAUUAGCUAAUCCCUAGCAGUACAAGAACUUGAAACUGUUCAAUGUGGCUUCAGAGUCUUUAUGCACUUAUUCUCUUAUUUCAGUCAAAAGUCUCAAACAACUUAGAAUUUUGAAAAAGCAAAAAAAUCUUUACUUCUUUUAAAUAGUUUACCCACUGAACAGAGGUAUAUGGAUCUUUUGGAACAGACUGCUAGUUUUAAUACCCGCUUGUCAAUAGAACGAAAGAUGAGACUGCCAUUCCUUGAUUCACAAACGGGCGUGGCUCAGAGGCACACCAACCUCUUUCACCCUUAUAGGCAUCGGCAAAAAGGUAUAUCAAUUUAACACAACCUUUAAAAAAUAAAUAACAUGCUUUUUGAGACCUCUGUGCUGCAUGACAAGUUGUUCCCCUCUAUGCUGUAUUGUUGAAAAAAAUUGUUCUUAAAAGAGAUUUGACCGAAACCCAUUAACAAAUUUAUACUAAAAAAAAGACAUGAACAUAAAAUUUUACAUGUAGUUUUGUUAUUUGUAUGUAGAUUUGUUUUAUGUAGUAUUGGGCGCCAUGAACACAAGAUUGGUUAUAUCUGGUAAUGGGAGUUUAACAUAUUUGGACAUUUUUUAUCAUUUUGAGUUAUUUUUAUUAAUUUAUUCUAAAAUCUUGCAGGCAGUGUAGAAGGGCAGCUGUUUACCUAUCCAGCAAAAAGAUGGAAGAAAAAGAAAAGAUCUUUUUUUCUCUCAGAACGGAGAAGUGGUGUAAAUGGGGAAAUUGAAACAGGAGAUGCUGGUAAACAAUGUUAAGGCGUUUAUAAUUAAGUAUUCUUAGAUGCAGACCAACUGUAGAGUCAUUGGAAAAAUUUUCACAAUUAAAAAAAAGUUAUUAUUGUCUUUAUUUCAAUAUUUCAUAUCGAAAGUCGUAUUUUGUAAGAGCAUUUCGACAUCAUAUGUAUUGACAUAGACUUAAUUAUUUAAAAGUUGUGUUAUGUCUAACAUAAAUAAAUCCUUAGAAUGUUGAUGUUUUUAAAAAAACAAAACAUUUUUAGAAUUUAAAAAGUAGAAAAGGAUGAAGGCUUCUGGCCGAAAUGUUCAUUUGAUUGUCCUGAGUUUUCCAUUCAAGCUUUCCAUAUCUGGAAAUUCAUACAAAAUCAAUUUGUAAGGAGGAUUGUUGUUCUUACAAAUGUUAUUUCGAAAAACCCUCCUUUGUACAAAUUGGUUUCAAACUAAUUUCCAGUAACCCAGGUUUUCAUAUACCCUGUUCUAUGAUUCCCCCCCUUUUUUUUUUAUAAAUCCUAUGCUUUAUUCAAAAUUUAUUUUAUGACAAUGUCUUCUAAUGUUAGCAUGUUUGGAAAGAAAAACUUACAAAGAAGGAUACAAUGCCUUUUGUGUUUUUACAGAGUAACAUAUAAAUUCUGAUGUAAAUUAUUUGUAUAUACAUUUUUUAAUAUUAUAAUGUGCAUGUAAACAUUCUGGACCUUACUUUGAUCACCAGACAUGCAUCAGAUUAGUGCUAUUGAGAACCCAGCUCAUCGACUCGAUGAACAUGAUUUUGACCACUUAGAGGCAGCUGAGGGAUGGUAUGAUGAUGUGGAUGAUUUUGGUGAACCCCCUGAUGAUGGUGCUAUGGUAGAUGAUCAGUCAGAUAUAAGUGACUUUGAAGAUUCAUUAAAAGGAAGAAAGCGGAAAAAGGUAAGGCUGCUACUUUAACUUCAAAUUGAUAUUUAUCCUAUUAAAAUAAUGAUUGAACUAGGAAAUUUAAAAAAAAAUGUCAUAACUUGUUACUAAUUUAAAAAAAAAAACUUCUUAUCAAAGGCACAUACAUACUUGUUAAAAGACAAGUAAAAUGUUCUGCUCAAGUUAAAUUAAUAUGCAAUAAUAUUCUUUUCUUUUAAAUUCUCUAAUUUUCAUUUCAACAAGUAUUUAAAAGUAAUAUUUACGAUUAAAAGAAAUGCAUAUUUUAAACUAUAAAUUAUUGACAGUGGGCCUAAUGGUAUGGCAAUAAAAAACAAGAAUUUUAACUUUUUAUGGAGACUGCAUUAUUCAAACAAAAAUUAAUUCAUCAAUGAAAAUUUUUUGUUGUUCCUUAAAUUUAACUUUACACUUAUAAUUACAAAUCUUAUUCUGAGUUUUAAAAUUUGCUUACAGUACAGUAACUUACAUUGCAAGAAUAAGAAUAUUUUGCUACAAUCGCCAGUACAAAAAUUUUAAGCGGUUUAAAAUCUAGUUUCUGCAAGCCAUAGUGAGUUUUCAAACACAAUAAAACAGCAUUAAAAUCUCUACUUUUUGAAAUGAUAAAAACGUAUAAAAAAGGAAUUGUGAAAAAACAUUUUUUUUAAUAUGAUGGGGUACACAACUUUUGUAUUAACCAUUUUAUUGACAGUUGCUUAAGAACUAGCUUUGGUUAUUUUUCAGAAUCCAAGUAAAGGAAAAAAGAAGAAAAAUGAUGACCACAGCAAGGACUUGCUGAGUCCUGAGGAUAAGGAGAAACCAUAUGCUUGUGAAGGUAUUAAAUAUGCAAUAAUGCUAUCAUUUACUGAGCUCAUUAUGUCUUGUAAGUAAUGAAUGUAGUUCAGUGGUUAGCUUUUUCACACUCUAGAUUUGUAAAGCUUAUUGACACAUUAUUCAGUCCGAAUGUUAUAGAAUCAUGUUGCAAAUUUUAGCCUAAAUAAGCAUCCUCAUAUAUAGAUCUGUAUAGACACAACAUCUAUUUUAAUAUAUUAUGAAUGUUUACUUUAAUAUAAUAUUUGGACUUGAAAAAAAAACACAUUUGCUUUUAGCUAAGCUAUAUGACCAUCCCAAUUUUCCUUUAAAAAAAGUUUAAAAAAACAAAAACAAUUUUUGUGUGUAUAACAGCAUUCUAUUUGGACCACUUGGGUUUAGAUUUGACCAUAAACCAUCUUCUCAUUAAGCAUAAUUGUCUAAUGACUGUAAACUGUAAUGUGCUCUUGAUAACUUUUUUAAACUAAAAAUAAUCUUUGAGUCUAGACAUUAAAUUUAUAGCUUAGUUAUUCUUUUAAAAUUUCUUUCGUUUGAUCAGUAGUGAAGACAAUUUAUGCAUUUUGGUGUUCUUGGUUAUUAGAGAUUUAGAGGGUCUGGAGCACAUUUGAUUUCUUGCCAUUGUUCUGACUAAUUUCUUUGGUUAUUUGUGCUCUUCACCCUCAUUGUGUGCACAGUUGUUAGUGCUUAAACAGGAUGCCAACCACCAUUGAAAUAAACAAAAUGAGUGCUCUAUAUCUUUGUAUGUCCUUUAUGUGACUAAAUAAUAUGUCAUAAUGUCAGGAUUAGCUUACUGACAUGUUUUUUUUACAUCUUAUUUUUUCGGGUGUAAUCAUUUUAGGGUAAUUUUCAUUGUGAAUGGUUUACUCAUAUAUACUUUAAAUCCUCAGUUGGAAGAAGGAAAGGUAUGAUGGAUUGGUCAGGCUUUUUUUUUUUUUGUUUUCACAGGUUUUCAUUUUGCCUAGUCUGGAAUAUUUCUCACUUCUUUUUAAUUUUAUUUAAAAUUAGCUUUUUUUCCCCCUUAUUUUAUUUUCUGUGUGGAUUGCAAUAGCUAAAAAUCGCCACAUUGUUUUUUGUUAUCAUUUUAGGGUAAUUUUCAUUGUGAAUGGUUUACUCAUAUAUACUUUAAAUCCUCAGUUGGAAGAAGGAAAGGUAUGAUGGAUUGGUCAGGCUUUUUUUUUUGUUUUCACAGGUUUUCAUUUUGCCUAGUCUGGAAUAUUUCUCACUUCUUUUUAAUCUUAUAUAAAAUUAGCUUUUUUUCCCCCUUAUUUUAUUUUCUGUGUGGAUUGCAAGAGCUAAAAAUCGCCACAUUGUUUUUUGUACUCCUGAGUAAUUUAUUAUUGUUUAUUAUUUGUUUCAAAUUAAAAUUUUUUUUUUUUGGUCAAUGGAUAUCACUUUCCAAGCUACACAACUCACCCAUUACUGAAUGAUGUGAUGCUAUAUUGUUUGCAGCUUGUGGGGCCCGCUACAAAACGCGGCCUGGGCUGGCAUACCACUACUCUCACUUCCACAACGGCAUGAUGGAUGAGGAGAGUAGAACGCCGUCGCCAAAACCGCCGAGCCGUGCAAACUCAGGUUCGGUACUGAUAACACAACCACCGUGUUGUCAUGCCCUGCCUUGCACAUUCUCCCUUUGUGCUUAUUUGUGUUUCAUAGCUUAGCAUUUUCUUUGCUUUGCUUGCUGCAUGCUGUUGGCUUUCUGUUUUAUGUUCUUUAAAGACAUUAUAUUAUUGCCCAUUGCAAUAUCUGCUUUUAGUGGUUGACUUGGUUUUGCAUGUUAUACCAUUGAGCAUUAAAUAACUGGAAAUUCAUUUACUUCCAAUUACUCAUUUGGUUUUUGCUUUCCCAUUUAAUUUGUCAUCCCUUAUCUUUCAUUUUUUUUUACUCUUUUGUAAAUCAUAAAAUGUCAAAAAUGCCAAUGGGCUAUUGCCAUUAAAAAGUAUUUGUGAUUAAAAUGAAAUAAAAAAUAUAAAAAAUUUAACAUAAACAUGUAUAAUUUUGAUCUUCAUUAAUUUUACUGUAGUCUGUGAUGAGAUAUUUAGGCCUAGUAGUAUUAAGUAUUAUUUUCAUGAUGAAAAUCAGAUUAGAUCUGGGGUCAAUGUUCUUUUAUCUUUUGUUGAGCUCAGGUUGCCCAAAUACAUGUUAAGUUUAAGUGUCUGAUUUUUUUAAAGGUUAAAGGUAUUUUGAAAUAAUUGAAAGUAUUUUACCCUAUAUUGUCACUUUGGUUAUGAUUAUACAUUUUUACAAACAGUUGUUUGUAAAAGAAAAUAAAUGCAAACAUUUUUUUUUUUAAUAAGUCUGCCUUUUCUGACUUAUUUGAAGAACAUAAGAAUUAAAUUUAUAUUGUUCUGUGGAAUAAAAAAAAAAAAUCCAAAUUGAUUUAAAAGCAGUUUGUUAAAAGCUUUAACAUGAUAUGCUUUUACUUCAAUUCUCACACUCUUACAACACUAAUGAAAUUGCUAUGGGGACAGUACUUUUUAAAUCCUUGUGGCUUUUAAUGGUGGAUAACAGAUUCCUUUAAAUGUGAUAGAAUUAUUAAUCUACAAACUUUACAGAAUACCCAUUUAUUUCUUCACUACCAAAACUAAUGCCUCCUUCCUUAAGUCAUAAGCAUUUUAAUUUCUUCUAGACACAUCUUGAUAAUUUUCAAAUGCAUUCUGUGCAAGAAUAUUUUAAUUAAAAAUGAAUUUGUAAAAAGUAUGUGGAAAUGGCAUGUGCAUUAAGUUUGGUUUUGAACAUGGUCAUGGUGUUUGCAAUCCUUAAUGGUGGCUUGUAUUCUUGCACUGAACUUUCAUUUUCCUUUUUCAUUUUUCACCUUUUUUUAAUUUCUCAAUAUACAAUUAAAAUAUGUUUAGGGAGAAGAGAAUGUUAUUGGUGCCACUACUUCCAUUUUUCAAGUUUUACAUAAAAAUAUAAGAACAUUAUUAAGAAAAAAAUAAAGAGGAAAUUCGUUACAUUUGUAGCUUUUCACUGAUUAAUUGCCAACACAUUAAAAUUUCUGAACAAAUUUGGUCAUAAAAUUUAAAAAAACAUUUUUUUUUCUUGUUCACAGUUUAAGUUAAGAUAUAUUUUUGAGAUCAUCAUUUACCUAGUUUCAUUCCAUUAAAAGUAUCUUUAUGCUUUGUUUUAAUGUUUUUGAAUUGAGAGUCUCCAAAAACUUAGGUUUUUUUUUAUAAAGAAUCUAACUGCAAUUUUGAGUAAAGGUUAAAAGCAUUUCACUUUUCUUUAUGGCUUUUUUUUGUUUGUUUCUUUCCAACUUUUAACAGAAUACAUACCAAAAGCCACUAAACGAACCAGGAGCGAUACAUCAUCUACCAACGGCGGGAAAGGUAAUUUAUAAUUCAUCCCUUAAGAGCUUAAGAUUGUUCAGCUGACUAAAGAAUUAAAACAUAUGUAGUAACCCUAAUUUCACAUCAGAUACUUUUAUUUUGAGAAAUACUUUGCUAAAGUGGGACCUCUGAAAGCACCAAUGUGUGGCUGUUUAAAAAAAAAUGUAUUUUGAAAUUCAUAUGUCGUCUCAUAAUUAUACAUUUCCAUAUGCCUAUCUGGCUAUUAGCUGAAAAUUUUGUUAUUCCCGCUAAUUCUGUCAAUGAAAUGUAGCCUGAAAUGUAGCCUUAAAAUGUAGCCUUAAAAUGUAGCCUUAAAUAUAGCCAUUCUAAAAAAAUUAUUUGAGGUUGAGAAAGGAUAAAGUCAAUUGUGUGACAGUUUAUAUUUAUGAACAUGGUUUAUUUUAAAGAUGAUGCAUUUUCUGAAACAAAAUUGAUGCUCAUCUAACAGCCAGUAAAUCGUCAUCCAACGGAGCCAAGGUAUCUGCCAACAAUUACUGUGAUUUUUGUCUGGGAGAUGCAGCUGAGAAUAAGAAAACUAAAGUUGCUGAGGAGCUGGUUUCCUGCAGUGACUGUGGCCGUUCCGGUGAGCUGGACUCUUUGAUUAAACAGAUACAAAAAUCAGCAACGAUAAUGCUGUAGACUGUUUAUUUAAAUCAAAGAAGUAAAUGUGCAAUGUUUUACUUGCUAUGUUGUUUCAUGCAGUAUAACUUUUCAGCUCCAUAAUUUUGUUAGCAAUUCAGACCUGUUUACUCUUACGAUUUUGGCGUACAAUGUACGAUUUUGAGGUGUAUACAUUAUAUAUAAUGUUUGUUUAUUUUUUACUGUUAAGAUAAUGUAUUGAACGAUUUUGUGAUGAUAUUGUACGAUUUUAAGAGUUUGAGGGUAAACAGGUCUUGAAAUUAAACACAAGCUAAGUAAGUAUAAUAAUUUAUUGUUUCCAAUAGAAAAGAUAACAACCCCUAAAGUAUUUCUUUGUUUAUUACAGGCGGCCAACCAACUGUUCCGUUCCUUACAUGCUUAAAAGACUAAAAGAUAUUUAAUGAAUUUUUUAUUCAUAGGUCACCCUUCCUGCCUUCAGUUUACAGACAACAUGAUCAUCUCAGUAAAAAAAUAUCCCUGGCAGUGCAUUGAAUGCAAGUCUUGUGGGCUUUGUGGGACGUCCGAUAACGACGUAAGUCAAAAGGAUGCAUUUCAAGUCUCUCAUCAUUUGUGCUGUAAUUAAGUAAUAACAAGUUUGUAAACUUAUGAAUUGUAUAUUUGUCAGUAUACACAAGGCUAUUAUUCUUCCCUGCUAUUUUGGUCAGAAAUUUGGCAGUUUAGUUUUGUUAACUAAUGUUUUUAGAUGAUCCUUAAAAAUAUCACAAAGAUAUAAGAAGGUGACCUGAAGCCUGGGUGCAUGCAUAGCUCAACUGUGCACUAAUUCAGCCAUCUCUGUAAGCCAGCCCUUCCCAUUGAAGUUGCUCAUCUCUCAUCCUGUUAUCAACAGGACCAGCUUCUGUUCUGUGACGACUGUGACAGGGGCUACCACAUGUAUUGUCUCAAUCCUCCACUCUCUGAGCCACCCGAAGGUCAGUCAUGGUUUACAUUGUGACAUAAAACAAAAAAAUAAAAAAAACCUGAAACUGGGGCAUUAACUGGGACAACCUUACAAAUAUUUUCCAAGUGUUAAAAUAUUGAACCCAGCCUGUCAAAUGACUAUAUGAUGUCAGCCUGAGCCUGUGGGUGGGGUUAACUUAGUGUCUAAUGAGUGUUGGAAUCAAAAGUGUCCCAUUCAAACCAGUUCUUUGAUGCUGUCUUAAUGAUUCAUGCUACCUUCAUAGAAUCACUCCUAGCUGAAAUAGGAUUCCUAUAUGUAAUCGCUCCUACCUGAAAUAGGACCACUAUACAUAAUCGCUCCUACCUGAAAUAAUACCACUACCGGGUAUAUAUAAUCGCCCUACCUGAAAUAAUACCACUGUAUAUAAUCCCUCCUCUUUGAUUUAACUUUCAGGAAGCUGGAGCUGUCAUUUAUGUAUUGAAGAAUUUCAUGGAGGGAAAAAACCUGCCGGCAUGAACUGAAUGCUAUCAUCUACUCAAACACAUCUCAUCUGAACAUAACUCUUUUAAGAAUUACCCACGAUUUCAUUGUUAAUGUUAUAUUGUAAAUUUGUACUGCAAUGUUAUCUUUAUGAUUUACACAUUUCUGUUUAUAGAUUAACAUUUUUUGGGGCCAUUAUAUGAUGCAGAAAGACUUUUUUUAAAUGAGCCUAGUUAUUUUAAAUAAUUGUGUGAUUGAAAAGCAUCCAUCCGAAAGAAAAAUGUUUGUAAAAAAACGUUGUCUUAAAAUCUCUUCUUCUCUCAAAGUAACUUCACGGUUGUUUAUUUUUUUAUCUGUUAGCUAUGGUUGUAAAGAAUUGGACAAUAAUCAUCAGUUGCGAGUUUGUUUAUUGGUUUGUGUAGAGGAGGCUCGGUCAUCACAUAGAUGAGGUUGUGUAAAACUACAGCAGACCUGUUUACUCUUACGAUUUUGGCGUACAAUGUACGAUUUUGAGGCGUAUACACUAUAUAUACUGUAUGUUUAUUUUUUACUAUUAAGAUAAUGUACUGAACGAUUGUGUGAUGAUUUUGUACGAUUUUAAGAGUUUCGAGGUAAACAGGUCUGCUACAGUGUGCCCGAAAGUAACAGUACUGGAACCCCUGCACCUUGAACAUGGUCAUACUAAUCCAGGUAUUGGUCAGGAUGAUGUGUUGGACAGUUGUUAUUUUUGGCAAUGGUCUCUCAAAAGAGGGCAAAAAUAUUCACUGUCCACCAUUAUUUUGGCCGUGUUGCAUGGCGCCCACUUAUUAAACCUCUCUCAGAAUUGUUGUGCCACCAUUUUCAAACUCUGUCCGCCCCCCCCAUGACCAGUUAUGUAAGACUGUAGACAAACUCAUCUGCUCGUUCAAGAUGCGAGAGUUUCAAUGCCUGCCACACAACUGUCCGCUGUGGCUUUAUCCCUGUACUGUCAUGUGUUAGGACAUUUUGCAAAAACUGUAGUUAUUUUAUUCAAUGUUUUUUUUGACAUUUUUUCUGAAAAUUGACUAUGGUUGUGUCAAAGAAAAUGUUAGUCAUAAUCAAACCAUUAAAAAAAAGUGGGCAGGCUGCGCUGGACAGAACACUUUAAGAGGAUGCAGGACUGUAGAGCAGCAAAUGUGAACUACAGACAGGAACCCAGGGGCAGAUGGCUGACGGGUUGUCCAAAACUGAGAUGGAUUGACGAUGUAGAGAAGGUCUUUCACCAGUCCACGCAUGGAGUUGGAAAGCCAUGGAUCCGAAUGGAAGGAUGUGGUGGGGCGGGCCGGGGCCUUACACGGGCUGUAACACCAUUGAUGAUGAUGAUUAUGAAAAGAAAUUGUAUUUAGUUCUGGACAGUGUCUUAGAAGCUAGGUCAAAUAUUUAUUAACUGGGUUAAAAAAACAAGAUGCACGAUACCGGUAUACAAACAAGUUUGCUUAAAGUUUGUGUAAACACUUGCAUCAAAUGUUGGACUAAGAUAUUAAAAUGCUAUUUAAGUUAUCUCUAUAUUGGCGUUGUGCUCUUUUCCCCAAACCCAAAAGGCUUUCUUUCUUCCUGAAAUAAGUUCACAUUUCAGCCAUUGAAGCACUAUCAUCACAUUUCAGCCAUUGAAGCACUAUCAUCACAUUUCAGCCAUUGAAGCACUAUCAUCACAUUUCAGCCAUUGAAGCACUAUCAUCACAUUUCAGCCAUUGAAGCACUAUCAUCACAUUUCAGCCAUUGAAGCACUAUCAUCACAUUUCAGCCAUUGAAGCACUAUCAUCACAUUUCAGCCAUUGAAGCACUAUCAUCACAUUUCAGCCAUUGAAGCACUAUCAUCACAUUUCAGCCAUUGAAGCACUAUCAUCACAUUUCAGCCAUUGAAGCACUAUCAUCACAUUUCAGCCAUUGAAGCACUAUCAAACAUUUCAGCCAUUGAAGCACUAUCAUCACAUUUCAGCCAUUGAAGCACUAUCGUCACAUUUCAGCCAUUGAAGCACUAUCAUCACAUUUCAGCCAUUGAAGCACUAUCAUCACAUUUCAGCCAUUGAAGCACUAUCAUCACAUUUCAGCCAUUGAAGCACUAUCAUCACAUUUCAGCCAUUGAAGCACUAUCAUCACAUUUCAGCCAUUGAAGUACUAUCAUCACAUUUCAGCCAUUGAAGCACUAUCAUCACAUUUCAGCCAUUGAAGCACUAUCAUCACAUUUCAGCCAUUGAAGCACUAUCAUCACAUUUCAGCCAUUGAAGCACUAUCAAAAAUCUUUUAGAACCAACAAAAAUGUCCACACAAACAUUUCAUUUGAAAGUAUGUUAGUCCAAAAAUUUGGUGUGCCAGUUGGUCUGUGGGCUAUUUUUACCAGGAGACUGUCACUGGGAGGCUUUUUACCAUGGUGACUGUCACCUUUAUUAUUGUUACUUUGAUGACUGUCAGUGUGGUGAUUGUUUAACCUAGUUGCUGUUCACUGGCCAUGUCCUGGUUUUUAUUGACUAAAAGCUCUCAACAACUUAAAUUCUGAUAGUGUGGAGUUUAACCAUAGCUGACCAAAUGAGAAAAUGCCAUUUGCUUGUACUGUAUCAAUCGGAUUAGAUUUUAAGGAUACCAUGAGUGUAUAUCCUUAAUCUUUUUACAAUUAAAUAAUGAUGCUAUUAUUACUAUGAGUAGUAUGAGUAUGAUUGACAAGAUUAAUAAAUUUUAUUUCUCUUGUAUUUUUCCAUAAAAAAACAAAUUCUUCUCAUUCUCACUGACAAUCUCAGUGGAAUGACUUUUGCUAAAAUUCCAAGAACUACACUCAUUUAAACUCUUAUCCUUGCAGGGAAAAUGUUCACAAUUUUAAUGUUUUUACCCUGAGUGUUAAUGUGAUACCGUUAUAGAUAGACUAAUACUAAUAACACACCUGAUGAACACCGGUAACAAGUGUUGUCUAUAGACUUUGUCUUGGUUCUUAGAAAAUUAGUUCAUGCUACCAGUACUACCUGAAAUAUUAAUUAAUUAGUGGGUUGCCUGUGUAAAUUACGGGAAGAGGUGCAAAAUCUAUAUUAAUAAAUCCAGAUGGUGCUCCAUAUAUUCACUGUUUAUUCUAUCCUUUAGGUGUCAUCAUCCUAGUUCUCUUUUUAAAUUGCCCUUUGAUCAGAUAUUGGCUGAGAAAUACUUCAGGUGGGGUUGGAAUUAUUGGGAAAAUAAUUGGUACGGAAAACCCCAGUUAUCUUUUCAAAGGGACCUUCAUGGCACUGGCAUUUUUCCCGAUAUUCAUUCGGCUUUGUCCUCUGGAGGCUGACAAAAACAUACCGGUACGGUUAGGAGUGAAACAAAUUUAUUGUUU